Molecule: messenger RNA, 195 nt
Organism: Phytophthora sojae
Lineage: Eukaryota; Oomycota; Peronosporomycetes; Peronosporales; Peronosporaceae
Exons: 2
Coding region: 1-195 (64 amino acids)
Source: RefSeq, a predicted model, not a curated record
AUGCAGCAGCUAGUGUCGGCCUUGCCGGUCACGGGUGUGCACUUGACUGGCGUGAGCAUGAGGCGGACGACGCUGGAGAAGCUCAAGAAGAAGGAGAUUGUGCGGAGGGUGAUCGCAGACAGAAUGGCGGGGCUGCAGAAGACCAAGACGCCCAAUGAGUUGCGGGUGGACGCGUUGGAGAUGGGCAAUUACUGA